Kwoniella mangroviensis CBS 8507 is the source of this 771-nucleotide messenger RNA. RefSeq lists its product as uncharacterized. The transcript has 5 exons. Lineage: Eukaryota; Fungi; Basidiomycota; Tremellomycetes; Tremellales; Cryptococcaceae. Bases 1 to 771 code for a protein of 256 amino acids. The record is from RefSeq and is a predicted model, not a curated record.
AUGACUGAAAACGAGGUUAGGGAUAGGAAUCUCGUUGAUAAGAAUACGGAAAAACCUGACGAGAGAAGAUGGAAGAGACGAUUUGGAUUUAUGGGGAUAUCCAUCUUGAUCUUGACCACAAUCACUCUCCAGCUCCUCGUAUCGCUUUCAACAGCCAUCAUCUACCCCUUAGACCUGAUGCAUGCGGAAUUGGUACCGGGAAGAGGUGAUGGGAUACCAAGGAGAAUAUCCUUGGGCGGUUCAGGAGGAUGUAUGUGGUUUGAUGAUCUGAGCGGUCCCCCAACGAAAUGUACCAUAGGAACUCAUUUUCAUCCCGAUGCCCAAAUUCUAUCACUAUCAGAGGAAAAAGAUACCAUCUUGUGGGCGAUGAGCGCUAAGAUCGGUGUAUGGAGGAUAUCAAAUUUCUUAGCUACGGGUCUGGUAGUUUGUGGUUUGAUUUCGUUCGUUCUGGCUAUAAGAUUUAGGAGAAUAAGAAUUCUCACAUCUGCUAUCUUCUAUUCUGCCACUAUCGUCACAUGGGCGGCAUUGAUCUGCAAUAUAACCUACCUUAUCAUCGUACAGCGAAAUAUCCGUUCUUCAAGACCUAGAUUUCACGCUGACUUGGGUAAUGUCAUUUGGUUGUGGGUCACAUCGACGGCACUGGUCAGUGUAACUUCGUGUCUGAUCGUAGGGUUUUUUGGGCCUGAGAAAUCGGAAGGUGCUGGGCUCCAAGAAGAGUCAAAAGAAGGAAAUAUCGACACAAGGUCCAGAGUGGUUAAUGAUGUGGUAUGA